AUGGAAAGGAUGCUCAAGAAUCAAGAGCAAUCCGACAAAGAGAGGCGAGAAAUGAAUCAAGUGGUAGCUUCUCAUACCACUUCAAUCAAGCAAAUUGAGACUCAAUUGGGUCAAAUAUCUUCUCAAUUGAAUGUGAGACCACAAGGAUCAUUUCCUAGUGACACAAUUCCAAAUCCAAAGAGAGAUGAGGGUAUAAAGCGAGUGUUUGCCAUUUUCACAAUGCGGAGCAAAAUUAUAAAGAAGAGAUCCAUUGUAGUUCAGGAUGAUGAUGACGAAGAGGAGUUGCCUCUCAAAUAUGCUUUUCCUAAGGUCAAGAGUCCCAAACUUCCUAAGGUGGCUCUUCCCAAGGUUAAGGAUCCUCCUAAAGUUGAUGAAGUUCCUAAGCAAGAUGGACCUCUCAUGGUCAAUGAGAGGCCCGAGGUGAUUGAAGUUCCCAAGUGUGCGUUGCCAAUAGUAAGUCCAAUUGUUGUUGAAGAGGAGAAAGAACCAAUCAAUGAGGCAAGCAAGGAGGCACCUAGAUUGUACAAGCAAUUACUGAGACCGCCUCCUCCGUUUCCACAAAUAUUUUCAAAGCAACAACAAGAAGGCCAAUUGCAAAAGUUCUAUGAUAUGUUGAAUCAAAUCACCAUCAGUGUACCUUUUGUGGAAGCUCUUGAAAAGAUGCCCGGUUAUGCUAAAUUCAUGAAGGACUUGGUCACUAAGAAGAAGAAUGUUAAUUUUGAGACCAUUAAGGUCACUCACCAAUGUAGUGCAAUCAUCUCACAAACAGGGGUUAAUAAGAUAGAAGAUCCCGGGGCUUUCACUAUUCCUUGUGCUAUUGGGUUGACAAGCUUCGCAAAAGUUUUGUGUGAUUUGGGGGCAAGUAUCAACUUGAUGCCUUAUACCAUUUUCAAGAAGUUGGGCUUGGGCGACCCAAGGCCUACAUCAAUGAAAUUAUUAACGACAGAUCGUACUUUGAAGAGACCACUUGGUGUGAUUGAUGAUAUUUUUGUCAAAGUGGAUAGAUUCUACUUCCCCGCGGAUUUUGUGAUUCUUGAUUGUGAAGUGGAUGUAGAAAUCCCGAUCAUUCUUGGCAGGCCUUUCUUGGCUACCGGGAGGGCCAUAUGUGAUGUUAAAGCUGGAGAGCUCAAAUUCCGGUUGAAUGAUGAAGAAGUGGUAUUCCACAUCCAAAAAUCAAUGAAGUAUCCACAUGACUAUGGAGUGAUAUCCGUGAUUGAUGUGGUCGAUGAAGUGGUAGAUAUGGAUACGCAAGAAAUUUGUAUGGAUGAAUCUUUGCAUGCGGUUCUACUCAAUUCGGAGAAUGAGGCAAUGGAUGGUUACAUUGAAGCCGUGAUGGCUUUGUAG
Messenger RNA from Nicotiana tabacum (common tobacco), 1344 nucleotides. RefSeq lists its product as uncharacterized. Lineage: Eukaryota; Viridiplantae; Streptophyta; Magnoliopsida; Solanales; Solanaceae. The record is from RefSeq and is a predicted model, not a curated record.